GGGUUUUUGUGGCCGGAAGGGCCCUUGAAAUACAGAAAGAGGGUGCAUGCCACAUGCAUGCACCACUUUGCUUACUGAGAAACAAUUCAAGGGGAGAAUUUGACAGAGUUUGAACAAAGCUUCCGAAUGGCUACUGAACAAGACUCAGAUGCUCAAAAGAAGCUAGCCGAGGACUUAUACAAGGCUGUAUACAAUAAUGACGUCACCAAAGUUAGGUCCCUGUUGAGACAGGGGGCGAACCCCAACCACCAGCUCUACUGGAGUGACGAGUGGGCGUAUGAGGAGCCUCCAUUACACAGUGCUUGCUAUAAGGGCUACCUUGAGAUUGUGAAGACACUUGUUACUCAUGGAGCUCGUACUGAUAAAGGUGGUGGGAGGCUCAACGGGACUCCACUUCACUGGGCAUGCGAGGGAGGUCAUAAAGAGGUGGUGCAGUACUUGAUCGAGGAGGUCAGAUGCAGCACUGAUGUGAGGGAUGAUGAUAACGAGACUCCUCUUCACUCUGCUUGUUAUGGAGGAAGUAAAGACACGGUACAGUAUCUGGUGGAGGAGCUGAAGGUGGAUGUUGAUGUGAGGGACAGGUGGGGCCUAACACCACUGCACUAUGCUUGUGUGGGAGGAAAUAUACAACUAGUGAAAUACCUAGUUGAGGAACUAAAGUGUGAUGUUGAUGUGACUGAUGAUGAUGGCAAAACUCCUCUUGACUGGGCAGUAGUGAUGGGUCACACUGAAGUUGCUGACUAUCUCAAGUCUGUAGUCUCCACUCCUGAACCAGAUACUCCAAAUGGUUCCGAACAACUUUCUUCAAAGGAUGAUCCUAACCUAACCUCAUCAAGCACUCCAUUGACUGAGGAAGACUCUGAUGCUCUAGAAAAGCUGCUCCUAGACAACAAAAUCUCUUUGACUGGUGAAAGGACAUAUGAGACAGUUGAACACUACCUUCGUGAACUCGGACACGAGAAACUAGCAACCAACCUGAGGGCAAACCUUGACAAAGUGAUUGGAGAGCAAAAGCGAUAUCUGAAGAAAUUGGACGAUCUGAUGACUGACAAAGACACUAUCUCCAUGCAGUACCUCCGCCUCCUUCUUGUCGGGCCACCAUCUGUGGGGAAAACAACAACUCUUGGCCGUUUACUGAAAGAUAUCGUAAACAUCAGUUCUGCUGGAGACAAGGCAAAGCUACGCAGUACGCUACUCACCAAUUGCCAUCAAGUGGUCGCCUACAUGAACAAAGAUGCCACAGAAUGGGUUUGUUCUAAAGACGUAGAAGAGGAAGCAAAGAUCCUCUUUGGCUACAUGUACAGUAGCAAGGUCGAUGAAGUCCCAAGUGCCCCAACUGAGAAAAAGACAAAAACUGUCCCCGAAAGCGAAAAGCACACAAGCACAGCCAAACCACCUUCCCCUGAAAAGCCUCGGCCAAAACCUCCACAUUCUGAAAGACGAGAGAAUGCUUACCAACAGAACAGGCUCAUACCCAUCAAGGCUCGACUGCAAAAGCUGAUAAAGAACGGAAACUACUCUGAAAUGGCCAAAUGUCUUGGCAACACCUUACUAAACAUCAACGAUGUUGGAGGACAACCUUCCUUCCUAGAAAUGCUACCAGCCCUAUGCAAUGGUCCGGCCAUGUAUCUAGUGUUCUUGGAUCUAAGCAAGGAACUUGACAAGCCCUACGAUAUCCCCUUCAGUCGUGACAACACAGUCAUUACUCCAUUCAAAGCUGUACACACAGUGGAAGCCACAGUCUCUCAAAUCCUCUCAGCAGUUGCCAGUAUCCAUCACGUCUCUCGAGAAGAUGCCAAGUACAAAACCACCUCCAAAUUGAGCGAAAAGUUUGAAAAGUUCCAACAAGUUCGUCCGGUAGCAGCUUUGAUCGGUACUCACGUGGACAAGUUGGAGAAUCCAAAAGAAAAAAUCAAGCAAGUCAACGAUGCUCUGAAAGCAACCACUCAAAAGUUUGCCGAGAUCCUUGUAUCACCUCCGUCAGAUUCUGAAUCUUCAUUUUUUGCCGUGGACAACUUUGCUGGAACUGAACAGUCUGACAUUGCCCCAAUUCGUGAUUUCAUGAGCGAUGUUUUCGCCUGUCACUUCAAGGAUGCAUCUCUGCCCAUCAAACCGAAAUGGCUCCUACUGGGCACACUACUGCGGAUGGAGUACUCAAUCGUGUCGAUGGAAGACUGUCUGGAAAUAGGGAGAUUGUUGGAAAUGGAUGAAGAAGACACCAAAUUCUGUCUCUGGUACCUACAGAAGAUUGGAUCCAUACUCCAUUACGGGAAUGUACCCAACGAUAUCGAUGGCUGGCUAAGCAACCACAUGUUCUGCACCCCUGAAGUGAUCUUCACUAGCAUCAGCCAACUGAUCCUUGCUGCUUUACGCAUCCUCCAUUCUGAAGGCCACGUUACUGAGUUUGAGCGAGCAGAGUUGGUCAAGAUGGGGCAGUUUUCACUGGAGGCCAUUAUCAAGUACUGUAAUGGUCCCGAUGUUACAAAGAUGCUCAAUGAAGGAGAGAUUAUCCCAGCCAAGCAUCUCAUCAUACUGCUGCAAUAUCUCAACCUUCUUUCCGAAAUUGUCCACAAAGAUGCCAAUGAUCCGAAGGUCACUCGAAUCACGUACCUCAUGCCGGCUAUUUUGGACUGUGCUUCACAAGAGGAGCUGACCAACCCACAUCCACCAGACAACAACAACCCAGAACCACUCCACAUCAAAUUCAGCUUUGGUUACGUACCAACAGGAGUUUUCUGUGGGCUCAUCUCUCGACUAGUUUCCCAAGGCCCUCAUGGAAUUCUCGGAUUGACGUGGGAAUUGGUGGAACAUGGCGUCAAACGAAAUUGUGUAUCGUUUUCUGUCGAUGAUGUUCAUACGGUUACACUACUCUCCCACGAAAAGAGCUACGAAAUUCGAAUCUCUCGAGACGACUCUGACACCUCUCUUCAUGACCUCUGUGGAUAUGUGCUGACAGCAAUCCUCUACACUCUCAAGUGCCUGUUCCAACAUCUGGUUAUGCAUAUUGCAUUCCAAUGUCCCUGUUCCAAAGCUUGUACUGAAUGCAGCGUCAACCAUCUGUGUGCUCUCUCUAGCAAAUCACGAAUCAGGUUUAUCUGUGAGGCUUCCAAGAAAGCUGUUGGACUCAAAUCAGAACAGCAAGUUUGGCUAGGAAAGGCUGUAAGUGUUGGUCAGAAGGCAAGCUUGUGUGUGCUCAAGUUUGCUAGAAAGUCUUUGGAUCAGUUUUCCUUUGAUUGGAGCAAAGUGGGAGAUGAUGACACAGCACUUGUUCUCAGCAAACCCAAUACUGUGAGCUUCCAGAGUGUGAGAGAAGAGGACUUUGGUCACUACCAGUGUGAUGUGAAGGAUGCAGCUGCUGGGAAAGUGCUCCUCACUCUCUACACAGCUCUCUACAAACACCAGUCAAGUAAUGCAGUGACUCCACUAGCCACUCCACACACAACCACUCAGUCAGCUCAUGAGACGACAGCGACUGCAGCUCAGUUGGAUAGUGAGUGCUCGGAUGAAGCUCUUCUCCAGUUGUCUACCGAGAUUGCUGGCUACCAUAAAUACAAGCACAGGCUGGGCCUCAGUGAUGCUGAGAUAUACGCUAUCGAUCAGAGUCCUUCCAUGGUUGAUAAUAUCCCUGGGAGAUUUCACGCUGCUCUGAAGAAAUGGAAGAGUAAAAGUAUUGUUGAAAUGUAUCCAUCGAAAUCGUCAGCUACUUACGGUCGAUUAGUGGAGAUUGCCUCAGAGAUUGAGGACGGAGAGUCAGUUCGCAGCAUUCACAAGGCCUGUGUGGAGCAUACCAAUACUGGAGUUGCUUGAAAGGGAGAUGUCAAGUAAAGAAGCAUGCAAGAAUGUCAAGUAAAGAACUAACUCUGUGUUGACUAUAAGUACUGACUAUUAUAAUGCUCUGUGUUCUGUGUUUGAUUAUACCACCUUCUAUUUUUAAAUUU
Molecule: messenger RNA, 3938 nt
Organism: Halichondria panicea
Lineage: Eukaryota; Metazoa; Porifera; Demospongiae; Suberitida; Halichondriidae
Exons: 13
Coding region: 127-3807 (1226 amino acids)
Molecular function (GO): protein binding
Source: RefSeq, a predicted model, not a curated record